This is a messenger RNA of Macrosteles quadrilineatus (aster leafhopper), 1959 nucleotides long. Its product is annotated as zinc finger protein 628-like. The record is from RefSeq and is a predicted model, not a curated record. The transcript is spliced from 6 exons. Gene Ontology annotation, biological process: regulation of transcription by RNA polymerase II. The coding region runs from base 1 to 1959 and encodes 652 amino acids. NCBI's taxonomy places the organism in Eukaryota, Metazoa, Arthropoda, Insecta, Hemiptera, Cicadellidae. Gene Ontology annotation, cellular component: chromosome. Gene Ontology annotation, molecular function: chromatin insulator sequence binding.
AUGUUCAUGGAGAUGGGGAGAGGUUUAGCUGCGCUCAAUGCGAUAGACAUUAUUCUACAAAGAAUAAUCUUCAACGCCAUAUCCUUGAACAUUCAAAUGGCUUCAAUCUGUUCUGUGUGUGAGCGUUCCUUCGCAGACCGAAGAAACAUGUUGAGGCAUUAUAAACUCAAGCACGGGGACAAUAACGAAUCGUUUGACUGUGACGAGUGUGGGAAAAGCUACUUGACCAAGUUUAACCUGCAAAGACACAUGUUAACUCAUUCUAAACGCCAGAGGUUGGAUGCUGGUGGUGAAGCUGUGCCCGGUCCAUCACGGUCUGAAACUUCACCGCCACAACCCCCGGCAUCGGGUUCAGCUGACGCUCAACCCCAGACGGAUGCGUUGCAGCGAUUCGAAUGCUCAAGCUGCGACAAAACGUACACCCAACGCUCCACCCUUACACGCCAUAUGAAAUCACGAGAACCGUGUAGAUUCUCCUGCGUUCUUUGUGACAAGAUGUUUACACGCAAAAGUAAACUUCGCCGACACCUGCUCUACAACUGCCCCAUCAUGCUCCACAGUGCGCGGUAUCCAGCGUUGCAACAACCACAACCACCUCCACAACAACAACAAUCAACACAAACACAACCUACACCACAACCUCAACCAGAAACUAUAGGUAGUGGUUCACUACCGCCAACACUGCUACCACCACAACCACCUCCACAGCAACAAAAAUCAACACAAACAGAGCUUACACCACCUCAACCUCAGCCUCAACCACAAAUGCAACCACUAACACUACAACAACAACAACCGCCACAAACACAACAACAAAAAUCAACACAAACAGAGCCUACACCACAACCUCAACCUCAGCCUCAACCACAAAUGCAACCACUAACACCACAACAACAAAAACCACCACAAACACAACAACAAAAAUCAACACAAACAGAACCUACACCACCAACUCAACCUGAACCUCAACCACAAAUGCAACCACAAACACCACAGCAACAACAACAGACACCACAAACACAAAAUCAACCACUACCGCCAACACAACCACCACCACAAACACAACCUCAACCACGACAUCAACCACUACUACCAACACAAUCUCAGACACUACCACCAACACAACCUCAACCUCAAACACUACUGCCAUUACAACCACCACCACAACCUCGACCACCAACGCCACAGCCGCAGGAGGGAUCAUCGGUCGCCUCAUUGUCACCACCUCCGACAGACUAUGUCUCCACCUUUGACCUACCGCUCGAAGAAGAGGAGACUGCAUUCAGCACCUUCCUGGGCACAUACUGCACGGAGGACUUUACAAAACGCCCGAGGGUGGAUGCUGGUGGUGAAGCUGUGCCCGGUCCAUCACGGCCUGAAGCUUCACCGCCACAACCCCCAGCACCGGGUUCCGCUGACGUCCAACCGCAGACGGAUGCGUCGCAGCGAUUCGAAUGUUCAAGCUGCGACAAAACGUACACCCAACGCUCCAACCUUACACGCCAUAUGACAUCACGUGAUCCAUGCAGAUUCUCCUGCAUCCUGUGUGACAAGACGUUUACACGCAAAAGUAAACUUCGCCGACACCUGAUCUGCCACUGCCCCAUCCUGCGCCACAGUGCACGGUAUCCAGCGUUGCAACAACAACCACCUCCACAACAACAAAAAUCUACACAAACAGAACCUCAACAUCAACCAAAAACACCACCACAACAACCAUCACCACAAACACAACAUCCACAAUCUCUAACAAAACCACCUACACAACCACAAAUAACGCUACCACAACAACAACCAUCACCACAAACACAACCUCCAAGAUUUCAAUCACCACCACCACCAACGCCACCGUCAUCACCUCCAACCGACCCUGUUACCAUUUCUGUUCUACCACUUGAAGAAGGGGAAACUGCAUUCGGCACCUGCCUGCACAUACCACUGGGAAGACUUUACAAGUAA